UCAUGGUAAAUAUGUAAAAUACUGAAUGUAUAACAUAUGGGUAAUGAUGAAUAAAACACAAUACACAAACCGAAUAGCCGCAGCCUACUUUCUUUUUUUUCUUUUUUUUUUUUCAAGUUGCUCCUUGUCUUUCCUAUAUAUAUAUGUACGGAAAAUAAGUAUCUGCAAAGACUUCAAUAAACGUAGCCUUGCACAUUGGUACACAGAAUCACCAUGGACUGGUGUGGAGAGUUGAAACGGUACGCUGACGCCACAGGAUAUAUUGUGGAGUAUGAACAGGCUUUGGAGGUUGGACCACGACACAGUGCUACGUUCAAAGUCUGGGUUAUAGCCCAUUCUGAUGACGGUCUGUCCUUGAGGGCAAAGGGCUGUGGUAAGCGUAAGAAGACAGCAAAAACACAAGCGGCUCGAGCGCUAUUGUUUCGAAUGAUGCCUUUGCACCGUGUGGGGCUUGAAAACACAGUCCGCUGCAAGGCUGGGCAGGAGAAAGAAAAGGCUGAGAAGGAGACCAACAAAGAGGUAGAUGUGAUGAAGGAACAAGUAGAGGAUAGCAAUAAGACUGGUGAAGCUGAGGUGGAUGAAGAUGCUAAAGAGGACUUGAUCCAGGGGGGAUCCUGUGAGAAGGGAAGACGGUCAUAUCGCAUUCGGUUGUCAUCCUUGGGUUUCCAUCAACCGACACCGUUUAGUUCUGGGGUGAGACAUGGAUACGCGUCUGACCUCAAGGAUGAUUUGAAAAGUUCACUGUUGGAAUGGACUCUUGAGCAACAUGGCACAAGUUGCCUCGCAAUCGCUGUGCAGCACACCCUGUAUUAUCACGUGGAGGCUAUGGAAUACAAGAUGAUGAUAUCUCACACUGUCAUGGACAAUGACACAACGUUGGACAUAUUCAAACUCUGA
This is a messenger RNA of Melanotaenia boesemani (Boeseman's rainbowfish), 897 nucleotides long. RefSeq lists its product as uncharacterized. NCBI's taxonomy places the organism in Eukaryota, Metazoa, Chordata, Actinopteri, Atheriniformes, Melanotaeniidae. The record is from RefSeq and is a predicted model, not a curated record. The transcript has 3 exons. The coding region runs from base 214 to 897 and encodes 227 amino acids.